ACUGCUAACAACCACACGCAAGGGCCGAUGGGUAAUAAAACGUCAUAUUUACGUUCCGGAAGUCGGGUGAAGUUGUAGCAGGAAGUGCCGGCGUCAGACGGACAACGUGCGGGGAGCGGAAGCGUCACAGGACAGUAGGAGAAGAAACACAUCGAUCCAUCUGUUAUUGAUUAUCUGUCAAUGCCGCUGACAUGGAGUCGAACCCGCAGCCGCACAAACGCUUCAUCUGCUCGUUCCCCGCCUGCUCCGCCGCCUACAACAAACAGUGGAAGCUGGACGCGCACUUGUGUAAACACACGGGAGUGAGGCCGUACGCGUGCGAGCGGGACGGCUGCGGUAAGUCCUUCUGCACCCAGCACCACCUGCUCCGGCACCAGCUCAGCCACAGCGGGGACAGACCGUUCCCCUGCCCCGUGCCCGGCUGCUCCCAGGCCUUCACCACCAACUGCAACCGCACCAGGCACACGAGCCGCGUGCACAGCCAGGAGCAGAAGACGUACGUGUGCAGGUUCGAGGGCUGCGGGCUCGAGUUCAGGAAGAACAAGCAGCUGAAGUCCCACGUGUGUGAGCAGCACACGCAGCUGCCCCCCUACCAGUGCACGUAUGAAGGCUGCCACAUGCGAUUCACCUUCCCCAGCAAGCUGAAGCGCCACGAGAAGGUGCACAGAGGUUACGCCUGCGAGGAGGAGGGCUGCAGCUUCAGGGCCAAGACCUGGACCGAGCACCUGAAGCACAGGAAGGAGCAGCACAGGCCCGUCCUGAGGUGUGAGCAGUGCAGCAAGGUGUUCAGGGACUCGUGGUUCCUGCAGCAGCAUCAGCGCGUCCACUCUGACGUGCGGCUCGUCUUCAAGUGCCCCAGGGACGGCUGCGACAGGUCGUUCACCCAGAUCUUCAACCUGCAGAGCCACAUCAACUCCUUCCACGAGGAGCUGCAGCCCUUCGCCUGCACGCACCCGGGCUGCGGGAAGACCUUCGCCAUGAAGCAGAGUCUCCAGCGCCACAGCGUUGCACACGACCCGGAGAGGAGGAAGCUGAAGAAGCCGAGGAAAUCCAAACCCAGAAGAUCUCUUGCUUCCAAGUUGAGUGGUUACACAGAAGCAAAGAAGCUUCAGGAGCCUGAAUCGGGCUCCAGAGGGUCAGCUGAGAAAAGCUGUGAUCCGCCCGGCCCGGUGGAGCUGGUGUCCCUCCUGCAGGAUGCGUCCCUGCUGUACAGCCCGGCUGUGGUGGACACACAUGGACUCACCAGUGCCCUGACUACUCCUUUAUCAGUGUAGAGUUCACACCAGAAUGUGAACAGACAACCUUUAUAAUGUAAUUUCUUACCCGUUGUAUUAGGUUUGAGUGAGUGUCUGCGUCUCUGUAUGAGUGUUUGUGUACAAGUACUUCUGUUAAUGCUCUUUCUAAAAAAAAUGAAUUGAGUAUAAACUUGAGGUCUUCAUGCAGGAAUGUGUCUGGUCCAGGUGAUCCGUCCCUCUGUGUGGUGGCAACUGUAUUGUUCCUCUAUGAAUGUUUAUUCAUAACAUCAAUAUAUCUGUCAUUUGUAUUUAAGAGUAUAUUUUGUAUACAAUUUGUUUUGCUUUCAACACAAAAAUCUAACUUUCCAGAAGAAGUGUUUGAAUAAAUCCUGUGAAUGGAACGAG
Messenger RNA from Hippoglossus stenolepis (Pacific halibut), 1640 nucleotides. Its product is annotated as transcription factor IIIA-like. Lineage: Eukaryota; Metazoa; Chordata; Actinopteri; Pleuronectiformes; Pleuronectidae. The transcript has a single exon. The coding region runs from base 192 to 1274 and encodes 360 amino acids. The record is from RefSeq and is a predicted model, not a curated record. Gene Ontology annotation, cellular component: nucleus.